This is a messenger RNA of Aspergillus oryzae RIB40, 573 nucleotides long. RefSeq lists its product as uncharacterized. The record is from RefSeq and is a predicted model, not a curated record. The coding region runs from base 1 to 573 and encodes 190 amino acids. The transcript has a single exon. NCBI's taxonomy places the organism in Eukaryota, Fungi, Ascomycota, Eurotiomycetes, Eurotiales, Aspergillaceae.
AUGCUCUCCCGCAAACGCCAACGUCCAAGGCCCAGCGCGAUAGCUUUCCGCAUCCUCCUCUUCGCGACCCUGAUCGUAAUAAUGGCCUACGGCGCCGUCACCCCACACCAAAUGUACAAAGUCACAGCCGAAUGCGUCCUAAUCGGCAUCGCGGGACUAUCCAUGGCCGUGCAGGUUUAUAUCACCUGGGCCAUUUUUGCCUGUUGUCUGCCGUACACACCCUGGGUGGGUAUUGCUCUUGACGGAGUUUGUGCAUUGGGCUGGAUAGGCGCUAUUAUCGUCCUCUCGUACUGGGAUCGUGCGAUUGUUUACAUGCCGCGGGAGGGGGAUCCGGGGGACUGGUUCACUUGUGCGAAGGCGCAUACAUGGGAUAAAGUCCUGACGGACGAUGGAAUAGGCCUUUGGAUUAAUAUUCUUUGGUGUGAGGUUGAGGUUGAUGGGCGCGAGAGGCUGGUUGGGAACGGGGCUGCGCGCCAGCAGUUACAUGCGCUUAUAGGACUUGCUUCUGUUUCGCUUUUCUUUACGGGGUUGAUUCUGUGGUGGACUAACAAGAGGCGUAAUGAUUAUUUUUGA